UAUUUCGCGACAUGUCAAACUUUAGUAAGCUACUCGAUGAAUUGCAAACUUAGCGAUUUUAGCAUAGUUAGCAGAAUUCAGACUUGAUUAUGACUUGAUGAGACGCACUAAUAUUUUGAAAAAUUGACUAUUUUAUUAAAAUUAGCGACAUUGCGACUGCCGUAUUCAAUAAUAUUAGAGCUAUGAGAGGAAAAGUUCUUAUUCAUAAUAAAAGAGCAUCAAAAGGAUCAAAAGUUUGACGACACGUACAGCCAAGCAUUGAAUUACAAAGCCCAGUAUGUCUGAAACUCUACAAGAGCGACAAGAAAAUGAAAUUGAAGCCCUCAAGGCAAUUUUUGCACCGUCCGAGUUUCGAGAUUUGCGGGAAGGUGAUGUGUGGAACACCACUCGCCCACCUGACAUCGUCCUGACGGUGACCCCUCAACAGGGAAGCAGUGGCCCAGCUGAGAUUUAUGCCCAAAUUGACUUGCAUGUUAUCUGUGACGAUAAAUACCCAGAAAAAGUCCCCAAGAUUAACUUGGAGCACAGUAAAGGCUUAUCCACUCAACACAUCAACCAAUUAUCAGAAGAACUUGUAUCGCUGGCAAAUGAAUUGGUUGGGGAAGUCAUGAUAUACGAACUAGCCCAGCAUGCUCAAAAAUUUUUGAUUGCCUUCAAUAAACCGCAGUAUCAAUCUUUCUACGAUGAAAUGCAAGCUAGGCAGGCCCAACAAGAAAAGCAGAAGCAGUUGUUGAGACAACAGGAGCAAGACAAGGAGAGGCAGAGCUUAAAGGAGCAUAUACAAAGAAAACAGCUAGCUCUUAAAGAAGAGGAGCGGCAAAGAAAAGAGAUCAUCCAGGAGAAAGAGACUGUGAUCAACAGCGGCAGCGCAGCUGUGAAUCAAUCUUUAAAAAGGCAAAGAGCUCAGAGUUCCUCUAGCAGUGGUGACCGGCUGACAUGCAACCAUCGAGGAACAAAACUAGUCAAAUUUUCUGAUCGUCAAAUACGAAUCGGCCAGUGUUUAGGUCAUAGCAACAGGGGCAAAAUUGUUUACGCAGGUCAGGACAUCGAUUCAGGGGAGCUUGUUGUCGUCUCUCAGUGGAAGGUGAAAUGUAUUACACCCAAACGCAAAGGGUCUCAAGACGAAAUUCACAGCUCAGAAUUUACAAACAUAAUGAAACAAAUUUCAUCAAUGGAACAAGAAAUGCACAUGCUUCAAAAGCUUAGCCAUCCUGGAAUUGUAAGGUACAGAGGUUUCACUUACGAACAAUUGAGCGAUCACAUGAUGAUAUCAAUACUUCAGGAAUUUGCAGAUGGAGUGAAUUUAGCAAUUUUUCUUCAAGAAUCAAUAUGUGUUGGAUUGGACUUGCUUCAUCACAUAGCUAAAAAUGCACUUGAAUCUCUGUCGUUUCUCCACAGAAAUAACAUUGUCCACCGAGACUUACGUCACUCCAGCAUAUACAUUUUGCAAAGUGGCGGUGUGACAAUAUCAAAUUACAGUCUGGACAGCAAAAUUGGAGAAUUUGUGCAAGGCACAGAAAGGGUAGAUUGUGGUCUUCCUCUAGCAAUGGGCCGUGGUGCCAAAAAAGGAGACGUCUUCCGAUUUGGCUGUUUACUGUUGUCUCUCUUCCAAGGAUCUCCUAUAACUGCAAUCUUGCCUGUUCCGCCGUCCAAUGCAUCCAAAGAGUUUCAGGAAUUUUUGCAAAAGUGCUUAGAUAGAAACGAGCAAGAUCGCUGGAGUGCAGAGCAGCUGUUGAACCAUCCUUAUGUUCACACCUAUUUAGAGAGGCAAAUCAGUCCCCUGCGCUCUGAUGCUAAGAACGGUCUAGAUGAUCUCUCUAGUGAAGCUGAAGGUGACACAAAAAUUGUUCUCCCCGACUAUUUUGGAAAGGGAUCCUCUCGAGUGCACACUGAAUUUGAAGUUCUCAAAUGGUUGGGCAAAGGUGCAUUUGGUGAUGUGCUCAAAGUUAAAAACAAAUUGGAUGCUCGAGUUUAUGCUCUGAAACGCAUAAAACUGAAUCCAAGGAACAAAACCUUGAUCAGAAGAAUCACAAGGGAAUGCAAACUACUCUCUAGACUCAAUCAUGAAAAUGUUGUGCGUUAUUACAACUCGUGGAUCGAAAGUGCAUUAGUAGCACCAAACGAUGAGCCUGACACAUCUUUAGCAAGCGCAACAACUGAGGUUGGGUUAGGGCAAACAACUGAAGAAAACGCAAAUUUGGAAAAAUCCAUUCUAGCCAAUGCAAGUGUAGAGUGGAGUGUCUCUUACGAGGCUAGGCCACAAUUUUACAAUUUUGGCUCUGAUUCAUCAAGCUCUGAUGAGGAUGAAGAUGCAGGGCCGUGGGCAGCUAUUUUUCCUCCUGACCAGUCGAGCAGUAUUGUAUUUGAAGGGGAGGUGCAAGAUGAAGAAUUGGAAGACCAAGUAGAUUCUCAAGCCAGUGGAAGCCGGCAAGAACAUGAGCCUAAAGAAAUUCAAUUCCUCUACAUUCAGAUGGAAUUUUGUGAGAAAAGCACACUAAGGAAUGCCAUUGAUAGUGGAGAACUUUACUCAGACGAGCAGAGAGUUUGGCGCCUGUUUCGAGAAAUCGUUGAGGGCUUGGCUCACAUUCAUCAGCAAGGAAUGAUUCAUAGAGAUCUGAAGCCAGUAAAUGUGUUCUUAGACAUACAAGACCAUGUUAAAAUUGGAGAUUUUGGAUUGGCAACUUCAAAAUCAUCAGCGCCUAUUGGAAAAGAGCACCUCUCCUUAGUGAGCCCAGAAAUAAGCUCAAAAGAUUUCCAGGACGACGGUGGCGCUCUAACUGGUCACGUCGGCACUGCCCUUUACUCUGCACCCGAAUUAAACACAAUUGCAGGGCAAGUUGUCUUCUAUAAUCAGAAAGUCGACAUUUACAGCCUUGGGAUAAUUUUCUUUGAAAUGUGCCAUGCGCCUCUGGGAACAACAAUGGAAAGAGUGAAAGUCCUUGUUGCUCUACGACAGCAGGAUAUCAAUUUGCCGGCUGAUUUCUCAAAAGAAGAACACCCUCAGCAAGUCCAUGUCAUCAAGUGGCUGCUCAAUCAUGAUCCGAGCAAACGGCCGUCGGCUCAAGAACUGCUAAAAGCGGAAUGUCUUUUGCCUCUGCAGCAUGAGGAUGUUGCGCUUCAAGAGAUACUGACCAACGCGUUUGAAAACACGCAGAGCAAAGUUUACAAACAUUUAGUCAGCUCCUUCAUGGCACAGGAGGUUCCCCAAGCGGAAGAUCUAACUUUUGACAUGGGAAUGAGCAAAAGUCUUGCAGUCCCAAGAGCUAUGAGUGCCGUUAGACCUAUGAUUGAGAAAAUUUUUCUCAAGCAUGGAGCUGUACGACUCUCGUCCCCAAUGCUUAUUCCAAAAAGCAGCACUUCAACCCGUGUGAAGGAAACAAGCACAACUGUAACUAUGAUGACUCACUCUGGAUCGGUUGUGACUCUCCCUCAUGACCUCCGUGUCCCAUUUGCAAGAUUUGUGGCCUGGAGUGGUAUCACAACUUCUCUUAAAAGAUACACCAUCGAAAAGGUGUUUCGUGAAAGAAGAGUGUUUGGUGUCCAUCCUCGAGAGCUUUACGAAUGUGCAUUUGACAUAGUUUCACCAAAUUUAACAGGUUUUCAGCUGGCUGAAGCAGAGCUGUUAGCAAUUCUUUCAGAAAUUGUGAGUGAAUUCAAUGAGGACAUUCAGGGCGCAGUUAUUAGACUCAAUCACACCUCUUUGGUAAAAGCUGUGCUUUUAAAUAGCGGAAUCGACGAGGAAAAACAUGACGAGUACAUAAGCAUGAUACACGAGUUAAAGGAUUCUAACAAACCAAACGCAAAAUUGCAAAAUUUAUCACAUCAUUCCAUGGAAAACUUAACUACGGUGCUCAAGGCAGAAGCGCCACUUAGUCAAAUGCACAAUUUGAAAGCACUUGCUAAAGGUCGUGGUACUACUGCUAAUCUGGCUAAGGAAGGCUUAAAAUAUUUGGAAUCGGUCAUCAGUGCUGCCGAACUUUUGGGCGUAAAGUGUCCUAUGAUUGUCUCACCUGGACUGGUGCUUGAUCCGAAUCGCUACAGUGGAUUCAUUUGCCAACUCUGCUGCGAGAACCCGACUUCUCACCAUCGUAGACAAAGAGACGUCAUAGCAGUUGGCGGGAACUAUUCGCACCUUCUCUCCAAAUACAGGGAUGUCUUAGAAAAUGCCCAAUCAGUACGAAUGGUGCCUAUUGGUGGCUCUGGGAUAUCAGUGUCACUUGAAAGACUGGCAGCUAUCCUGCAGCAACAGUGUUCCGACCCUUUGAUUCUCAGCCAGGCCGACACAGUGAUUAGCUCGCUGGGUUCGAAAGUCUUGCAGAGAGAGGCGCCAAAGCUCGCACGAGAGCUAUGGGCUGCUGGCGUGAAAACCCAUCUUGUACAACAUGUGCAAGGAAUAGAGGAAGCUGAAGCGUUGGUAAAAGAACUGGGUGCCUUGUAUUUGGUUUUGCUCAAAGAUUCAGAGCCCAAUAUCACAAGGAUCAGAACAUGGGACAAGGACAGAUUUCAAGAUAAAAAGGUAGAUCUGGCGGAUGUAACAGGAUGGCUCACUCGCAAAUAUAACAGCAGUGAGGAGGCGCCGGACACGAAUGUCGUGAGCAAUUACGCAAACCAGUCGUCUGCCUCAAUGAACGUCGGAAUCAAUGCUGGCUUCAAUUUUCACUUCGCAACUAAUGAGAAAUUGGCACACAACACCCGACGUCGCUACGAGGGUUUGAUUGCUGGGCAUUUGGCACACCUGGUUAAAUUUUUAAGUCCAAAGUCUGUGGUCGAAGUAGUGGCAGUGAGCGUCGAAGGAAACAUUGUCAAAUCCUUGGCUGCUAAUUUGGAAAUAAAUGGCAGCGAAGACGAGUUUAAUGCGAGUAUUUCAGCUGUUGUAGAGAAGUACGGAAAGCAUCGAAAGUACUUGGCCCAAGUUUGUGACAAGCUGUUUGAAAUCAAAUUUGAGAAGAAGUUAUAUGGUAUAGUGUUGUACAGCCUCGCAGACAAUGUAUACAGAACAUUAUUUUAAUACAAUAUUUUUGUAAAACAUGUCUAAUUUGUGAUAAGAGGAGUUAUUCAACUUUUUUGAUAAAUUUUGAAUAAAAUAGCUUUCAAAUCAAUUCAGA
Molecule: messenger RNA, 5105 nt
Organism: Neocloeon triangulifer
Lineage: Eukaryota; Metazoa; Arthropoda; Insecta; Ephemeroptera; Baetidae
Gene: Gcn2
Product: eIF-2-alpha kinase GCN2
Exons: 25
Coding region: 278-5008 (1576 amino acids)
Biological process (GO): DNA damage checkpoint signaling; regulation of translational initiation by eIF2 alpha phosphorylation
Cellular component (GO): cytosol
Molecular function (GO): ATP binding; eukaryotic translation initiation factor 2alpha kinase activity; protein binding
Source: RefSeq, a predicted model, not a curated record